This is a messenger RNA of Meloidogyne enterolobii, 1509 nucleotides long. The record is from the annotation of a GenBank genome assembly. Lineage: Eukaryota; Metazoa; Nematoda; Chromadorea; Rhabditida; Meloidogynidae.
AUGGCAAUGAUUUUGUUAAUUAAUGUUGAUGAAAAAAAUCAAGUAAUGCAGUCAAAUGCUUGGUUAACAAUGAAGUGGAAUGAUUGCCAAUUUAGUUGGAAUCCAAAAGACUACAGCAAUAUUGAAAGUAUUAGAGUCCCAGUUGACAGAGUUUGGGUACCCGAUAUUGUUUUAUUUAAUAAUGCUGAUGGUAAUUAUGAAGUUAGUUAUCAAAGUAAUGUUGUUGUUGAUUAUCAAGGAAAUGUUAGUUGGGUACCCCCAGCAAUUUAUAAAAGUUCUUGUAGAAUAGAUGUUGAAUAUUUCCCUUUUGAUGAACAAACAUGUAUGUUAUUAUUUGGUUCGUGGACAUAUUCUUCAAAAGAAGUCCAACUUAGAUGGUAUGGAAAUAAGCGUUUUGUUGAUUUAGAGGAUUAUUCCCCCUCUGGUAUUUGGGAUAUAAUGGAUGUCCCUGGAAGGAUGUCUUUAGACAAAAGCAGAGUUGAAUUUAGAAUUGUUAUUAGAAGGAAAACUUUGUUUUACACAAUUAUUUUAAUUAUUCCAACGGUUUUAAUGGCUUUUCUUUCAAUGCUUGUUUUUUAUUUACCUGCUGAAUGUUCAGAGAAAAUAACUUUAGCUAUAAGUAUUUUACUUGCUUUAGUUGUAUUUUUACUUCUUGUUUCAAAAAUAUUACCUCCAACAUCUGACACAAUACCUUUAAUGGCUAAAUAUUUAUUAAUGACUUUUGUAAUGAAUAUAAUAACAAUAAUGUCAACAGUUUGUGUUUUAAAUGUCCAUUUUCGUUCUGCAUUAACCCACCAAAUGCCUCAAUCUGUUCGAAUUUUAUUUUUAAAUUUUUUACCAAAACUUCUUUGUAUGCCACUUCCACAGCCCCUUCGAAGAAAUUUUGGGAUUUCUUCUAUACGUCACCGUCCAUUAAACGUUAGAGGAGGUAAAAGAUUAGCAGAAGUUGAUCAACAAAAUACAGAAAUUGUUGUUGACAACAGUAAUACUCUUCCAUUUAAUAUUAGUAGAAAUUUAUCUUUAAAUAAUAAUACAAAAUUAAAAAAGAAGCAAAUUAGUAGAAGAAAACGUUUUUUAACAACACAAAGUCAAAAAGAGAGAAGAUAUUUUGAUCGUUCUCCCGGCUCUCCACUUCCACAAUUAAGGAAAUUACAAAAAGGAAUAUUUAAUAUUAAUUCUUCUUCUAAAUAUUUAUUUUUAAAUAAAUUUUCUCAAAAUUUAAUUGAAAAACAAGAAGAAUUAAGUAAUUUAAUGGCUAAAGGAGUUUCUGGUGUUCAAUUUAUUUCUGAACAUAUUAGAGCAGAAAUGGAUGAUAAAAAAGUUCGUGAUGAAUGGCGUUUUAUUUCGAUGGUUAUUGACCGUUUACUUUCUCUUUUAUUUUUUGGAAUUACUUUAGGAGGGGCUGUAGCUAUUAUAUUAACUGUUCCACAUAUUUUUGAACAAGUUGAUCAACAAAAAGUUAUUAAACAAUUAAUUGCUAAAAAUAGAAUUGAAAUUUUAGAUGAUUAA